This is a messenger RNA of Lycium ferocissimum, 1352 nucleotides long. RefSeq names its product high mobility group B protein 9. NCBI's taxonomy places the organism in Eukaryota, Viridiplantae, Streptophyta, Magnoliopsida, Solanales, Solanaceae. Gene Ontology annotation, molecular function: DNA binding. Bases 374 to 1237 code for a protein of 287 amino acids. The record is from RefSeq and is a predicted model, not a curated record. The transcript has 5 exons.
AAAAACCUACUAGAUUUCUACCUUAAUCUGAGACCUCCAUACCGUCUUAUCUAAUGUCAUUAAUGAUUAAGAUUUAAGUAUUAGUCACUGAAAAUUUAAUGUACUUUGCCUUUGCCCACUGAGAUUCAAUUGCUAUUGAGACUCUUUUUUUUUUUUUUUGGUUUGGCUUUGAACAAGAAGCCAAAUUUAAAAAACUCUCUGCAUAUAACCGAUGCUUCAACACUUGUCUGAAAAACUCCAAUAUAUCUUUGUAUUUAUUCAUUAUCUCUUCUUUAUAUACCUUUCUUCAUAUUACUGUUUUCCUCAAAGUUUACACCCAAACCAUUAACUAAGCUAGCUUUGUUCACCGGUUUCUUGAUUUUCCGGCGAACCAAUGAUGUCUCAAGAAGCUAUAGUUCAGGCCAACAAACAAGUGUAUCCUCCACCAAUGGCUUCACAUGAGAAGAUUGUGAAUGACCCAAAUCUAUUCAAGGAAUGUCUCAAGAAUUUUCACUCUGUUAUGGGCUCAAAGUACACGGUUCCUGUGAUUGGAGGAAAGGAUCUUGAUUUGUAUGUUCUCUAUGUAGAGGUGACAAAAAGGGGUGGCUUUGACAAGGUUGUGACAGACAAGAAAUGGAGAGAAGUGAGUUCAGUAUUCAAGUUUUCUCCAACCACAACAAGUGCUUCAUAUGCAUUGAGGAAACAUUAUUUCACUUUGCUUCAUCAGUUUGAACAAGUUUACUUCUUUAGACAUGAAGUUCCCUUGAUUGAUAAAUCUCCAGGGUCAAUGUGUUUCCAAGCUGAAGGGACAAUUGAUGCCAAAUUUGACUGUGGUUAUUUGGUGUCCAUCAAAAUGGGAUCUGAAGUUCUCAAUGGAGUACUUUACCAUCCACAACAACCAGCUUCAUCAUCUUCUUCCAAAUUACCUGCACAAACGUGCAAUGCGAUUGUACCUUACAAUUCACCACCUCACCACCAUUCAGGACGGAGGAACAGGAGGAGGAAGGGAGGAGACCCUAACCGCCCAAAGCCUAAUAGGAGUGGAUACAACUUCUAUUUUGCUGAAAAACAUGCCAUGCUCAAAUCUCUUUAUCCAAAUAAAGAGAGGGAAUUCACUAAGAUGAUUGGAGAAUCUUGGAACAAUCUAUCUCCUGAAGAAAAAACUGUGUAUCAAAACAUUGGUGUGAAAGACAAGGAAAGGUACCAGAAGGAAUUGAAGGAGUACAAGGAAAGAUUGAUGACCACAUCUGGCUACUAAAGGUGACUGACUGGCAGAAGAAAGGAGCAGGGUAUAUGGCUCAUUUUGCUUAAUAUCAACAUGUAAAUUUUACAUUGUACUAAUCUAGUUCCAAAACUGUGGCUUUUUCGUGGAU